AUGACCGCCAUGAUCACGUGGGCCGAAGGAGAGUCCCGCCUCCUCACCGCCAAGGCCACCGCCGCCCGCCGCCUCGAGCGAUGCCUCCUCCUCCUCGAGCGCCACGCCGCAGACCUUGCCUCCCGCGCCCUCGCCACCCACGCUGACAUCGACGCCACCCACGCGCGCCGCCUCGCCGUCGCCCGCAACAUCAGCUCGGCCAACGGCGAGAUCGAGGAUGCGCAGCAGAAGGCGGAGGAGUGGGACCACUUCUACGAGUCCAAGAGGAAGGAGAUGGAGGAGUUCCGGCCGUCGUCUCCACAGCCUCCAUCCACCCUGGUUAAGUUCAGCGUGGAGGUGCCUCCAUUGAUAUGCCAGGAGUGCUACCAAACAACUCUUCUCGAGUACUCAAAGCGUUUCGAGUAAUCAUGAACUGCAGAUAUAGAGUUCCGGGCGAUGUUGCAGCGGGAGCUCGUCAGGAAGUGCAGAGGCUCAAGCCCUCUGCAUCUCAACUGCAGGCAGCCAUGCAGGAGCUGCAGAGCAGCGGGUUGCACUCGGACGACGCCGGGAUCGGGGCUGCGGAAGCCAGGAAGACCGACCUCAUGGCUAAGAAGGCCAAGCUGGACGAGACCCUGGCUGCAACCCGCCAGUUCAGAGCACUGCUUCGGUAGUAGCUCCAGAAAGCCUUCGCGUCACAGGUUUGGGAUCAAAAGGCAGCACAAAACUGACUAGUUAAGUGGUACAAGAAAAAGACAUUCAUCAGCUAGCUCAUCAAUUGCUUCGGAUUAAGGAUGCAAUGCAAGUGUGGCAGGCUAGUGGACAGUAACAUAGUAGUACAAAUGUAGUGUUACUUUUAGGCAAGUGUUGAGCAAAUUUUGAACUAAUGGAUGAGUUUCGUGGGACGAAGCGGGCUGCCACUUGCACUCCUCCUACUGAUGAAACGAACUUCAAAUGACUCUACAUGCAGAUACAUGCUUUUUAUUUCAGUCUUGUUUAGAGGAGGCCCCGGCGGCAUCGAGCUGCUGUUGCUGCGGGCACAGCGACGUCGGCAUGGUCGGGAUGGCCGCAGCCCUUCAAGAUUCUCAACGGCGGCGUCUCGGCGCUGAUGGCAGAGUCGACGGCGAGCAUCGGCGGGUACAGAUGGAGUAGGAGGACGAGCAGCAGCAGCAAAUCAGCCUGAUGAUGACGGGGUGCAGAAGGCAAUGGUGAUCAUGUUGAUGGCAUGAAGAAGGCUGAUGACCACAACCUGGACCUUUUGGCAUUUAGAGAUGGAAAACACAAGCGGAAUGGAGACAACAACCUGGACCACCCACCUCCCUUGCCUUUUUAAUUUUGGUUGUGGUGGUUGCAUCACCAUCGCGGUUGCAAAUCAGUAUGUAGUGUGGUUCUGGAGUUGGGUCUAGACUGCAGUGUCCAUCCAGUAGGUUAGGUGUUGUUGCUGCUAGAUCGCAUGAUGCUCACCUAAGUUUUGUGUUAUGUGGAGGCCAACCUUUGUGAUCAUAUUUGUCGACACUUGUGUGAUCUCGUCUUA
Molecule: messenger RNA, 1510 nt
Organism: Triticum dicoccoides
Lineage: Eukaryota; Viridiplantae; Streptophyta; Magnoliopsida; Poales; Poaceae
Exons: 5
Coding region: 1-405 (134 amino acids)
Source: RefSeq, a predicted model, not a curated record